This is a messenger RNA of Drosophila hydei, 6174 nucleotides long. RefSeq lists its product as uncharacterized. Gene Ontology annotation, cellular component: COPII-coated ER to Golgi transport vesicle. NCBI's taxonomy places the organism in Eukaryota, Metazoa, Arthropoda, Insecta, Diptera, Drosophilidae. The transcript has 8 exons. The record is from RefSeq and is a predicted model, not a curated record. Gene Ontology annotation, molecular function: metal ion binding. Bases 185 to 6028 code for a protein of 1947 amino acids.
CUGAAUCGAUGCAGCCCUGGUGUUGGUACUGUGCGCGUUGCAAGUAAAUUUUUGACUGCUUUAUUUUCUUAACUAUUUUGCCAUCUGUGCGAACAAAUAUCAUCUUUGCUGCCCCGCAAUUCGCAUUGCGCAACCCCAAGCUUCUGAUCAGAGCGCUGUGCCGUGCUGAAACGCGAUUGUAAACAUGUCCGAACGCUCCAAAGGUGACGUGUCGUCGUCGCGCGUCAACAACAAUGCAAAUCGAAUUGUUAAAAAUCCACUGCUUAGUGCCUCGGUGACUGGUCUCAGCUAUGACGACUUUCCCAAUAAGCCGCUCCUGCUUCCAGCAGCACCGCCUGUGGUGCAUGCACCACCCGCACAGCCUGCCAACGCUCUCAUCGCUGGCAUUCUCAAACGCGAGCCCAAAACCCUGGUGACCGUUGGACAGCCGUCAGGCAUUGAUGAGAGCGAAACGCUUGACGAGAUUAACUUGAACGCCAGCAGCAGCGACGACUCGACGACAGCGAACGCAUCCAUCAAUCCAUAUCAGAGCGUUGCGGAUGCCAACGCGAAUCCAUUGCUAGAGCCGCCGCUUGCUGCAGACUCUCUGCUUAGCCAGGCGGCGUCUUCAUUUGGCGCCUUGCCUUCGGUGGCCUCCAACGUUUUUUCAACCUUCUCGAAGCGCAUAUACGCGGGCACUCGAGAAGCGGACGAGGCACAGCCCCAAUUGGAUAUACAGCCCACUUAUAUACAGCAAGCGGGUCAAGUGCACGCAGCUGCUGUUGCACCGCCGCCCUUCUACGCUGCCCCACCGGCUCAUGUCGGCGAAGCUGCCCCAGAGCCACCGAAAUUCUAUGCGCCCACAGAGGUGCCUGGCUUAGCAGCUGGAGCUUUGCCACUACCCCCACCAUCGGCCGGACAGAACACUUAUCGCAUUAGUGCCAGAAAGAAGCUAUACGCACCCAUACCAGGUCUCUCCGAGCAGCAACAGCAGCCAGUGCCAGCUGUUGAUCCCUUCCAAGCACCGCCAUAUCCCACACAGCCAUCGGCAGCGGCGGCAGCAGCAGCAUUCGAGCAGCCUGCACCACCAGCCGUUCAAGAGGAACGCAAGAGCGGUGGUCUCUUCUCACUUACUAGUUUAGUGCCCACUGGCGUGUUACAGAAUAUUUCGGGUCUAGUGCAAUCGGCCACAGGCAGAACCAACGAACCUGCGCCACCCCCACCAGCCAGCUACAAUCCAGCUGAUUCAGGUGGCUACUUUGACAUAAGCACAUCCGGCGCUGCCGUACCGCAGCCGCCUGCAAACUUUUUUACGCCUGCAGCUCCGCCUGCUGCUGCUGAUUAUUUUGCGCCCACUGUAGCACCACCCACUGUAGGUGGUUACUUCAAUCCUUCCGUAGUUGCUGCAGCUCCGUCUGUUGGUAACUUCUUUACGCCAGCACCAGCUGUUUCUGGGCAAUCAACCGGUGUUCAGCCAACGCCAGCCGCGGUACCACUGACAUUUACUCAGCCUGGGGCACCUGCUCCGCCAGCGACAUUCGCUCAGAUUCCGACAGUCACCCAAGCAGCCACUGUCCCUCAGCCACUGACAGCUGCUCAAGCACCUGGCUUAAUCGAGAGUACUCCAACGUUUGCACCACCAUCAGUGGCAGCAGCAGCACCACCACCAGCGGCAGUAGCAACUCCACCACCAGCGGCAGUAGCAGCACCACCGUCAAUAACUGCGGCAGCACCACCACAAGCGACAGCAUCAGCACCACCACCAGCGGCAGGACCUGCACACUCCUCGUACCGCCUGCAGAAGGGUACCCGACUCUACAAGAGUCCACUGACAGCUCAGGAAACUGCAGUGCCCGCAACAGGCUUUGGCCAGCAAACAGCUUUAACAGCCACGCCCUUUGCACCCUUCGCAGCACCUGCUGCUAUUUUUAAUCCUUUUGGCGCACAGCCUACAGAAGUUGCCCUAUUUACAGCGCCAGCUCCGUCAGCUGCACCAGCGCCAAGCCAGGAAGUUCCUCUGUUUGCGGCUGCACCACCCCCAACUGGGCCAGCAACAUCGCUGUUUACACCACAGGCAUCGACGGGCCUCUUUCAGACUCACGAAGCAACUACAUCGCUUUUUGCACCAGCACCAUCCGAUACACUUCAGGAGGUUCCUCUCUUUUCCAGUUCGACUAACGCAACGCAAGGACUUACACCAGAUACAAGCAACAACCUUUUUACGUCACCGACUCAGAGGGAAGAGCUAAAGAGCUCUUCAAAUCAAAAUCAGGAGGUUACACUAUUUGCACCACCGUCAACUGCACCUGUUUCGGAAGUUCCAUUAUUCCCAACAUCACAGAGUUUGCCCAUAUUUUCACAAGGACCAGCAACAGCUCUAUUCGCACCACAGUUGGAUGCUAAGCCAGAACCACAGCCGGCAAAUCUACAAGCGGAAUUAGUUGAGGAAACUCCCUUGUUUACUGCACCACCACCAACAGUAGAAGCUCAUCCGCCAGCAACAACUAACGAACUCUUCGCGGCGGCAGGGCCAAACGACUCUUCAUCCAUACCAAGUCAAGAAAUCCCCAAAACACCACCAACUGCAUUAAUUGAAGAAGUUUCACAGCCACCUGUCUUUUACCCACCUGCACAAGUAGCUACCACUGAACCUGAACGAGAAAUUCCAUUAUUUGUGCCAGUACCAGAAGCAUCCAAUGCUGAAGCGGGUCAAGGCGUAGAGCUCUACCCACCAGCACCGACAACAGCAGCGGAGCUCCAUCUAACGAAUCAGGACUCUGCUCCAGCAGCUAUAGCAACAAGCGCGCCACAACCAAUCUUAAACGCCAACAACUUCUUCGCACCACCGGCAACAGGUGGCACAGCUCAAGAGAUUCUAGGCGUAUCCGCACCACAACCAACAGCAGCUGCUCCAUUCGCGCCACCACUGAGCACCAGCGACUUAUUUGCACCGCCUGUACAGGUGCCAGUCGCUGUCUCUAACCUGACCAGCGUUGCGCUAACCACUCAGACAACAACCACAUUCUUUAAUCCGUUUGCGCAGACAAUAACAACUCCGCUGCCACAAGAUCCGUUGCUGCCGCCCAUUGGCUUUGUCGAGCCCAGCACUCAAGCUGACGGCAACGUUCUUUUCGCCGCACAGACCAUUGAGCCGGUGUUGCCUGAAGCGGAGAUAGUAACAUCUGCAGCAGCACCGCCGCCACCACCACUAGCAGCUACCAGCCAGGACCCCGCCUCACAGGCGAAUCCUUUCCGCAAAGCCAACGAAACAGCUCCAACAUCAACUGCUGCUGCAGCUCCUUCGGCUCUGCUUAGCUUUUUUACGCCCACAGGAAACGGCAGCGACUUCAACUUCUUUGGAUCACCACAGCAGGCGGGUCAAUUUCCGGAGUUGCCGCCAGUGAAUAGUGUAGCACCAUCAGCAUUGGUUCAAGAGCCGCCUGUUGGCGAGAUAGCCACGCUUCAUUCCACGCACGCACUUGGCUUUGAACAACUCAUCAGCGACUCUCAGCAAGCUGCACAGCAAACGCAAAAUUCUAACGAAAAUAACUAUCAAAAUUCAAGUGUAAACUCAUUUUCUGGAUAUUUUGGUGGUUCCGUAGAGGCGCCAGUGGCAGCCGCACAGCCACAGCCAGAGUCCCACUCACAACCACAGCCGCAGCCACAACCACAGCCGCUGACUGGCUGUAAUACAGCUAAUUUCUUUGAUCACUUUGCCGCAAGCGGGCAGGGGCACGAGGAUCAGCGCAUACAGAACUUCUUUAACAAUCCGCCACUACAGGAUCAGCCAGCUGCACCGGGUGAACUCAAAUACGAUAUUGUGCACAGCGGCUUACCAAACAAACGCUUCGAGCAGUGUUCCCAAACAUCUGUCUCAAAUAUUGUCGAGCCGCCCUCAUCUGCCUGCUCGGAGUUCUCCACAGCGGCACCGGCUGCAGUUGCCAAUCCAGCAAACCCACAUCAACCCGAUCGUCAGACCGAAUAUCUAUUGCAACUACAUCAGGGUGAACUGCCCGAAGAGAUCCUGCAACAACUAAGAAUGGCCAACGAGAAGAGCUUGGCCACAGCACCCGCUGCCGAUGCGACUGUGGUUUAUACGCCCGUAUUGCCGCACUGGUUCUACAAACGCAGUGUGGACAGCAAAUUUGUGUGGACACCAUUCAGUCACUAUGAUUCAGCGCUCUUGGAGACCAGCCUGAACAGCGAAGAAACAGAUUCUACAGCAAUCGUGCCCGUCGAGGGCGGUCGGUACGAUGUCAACAUCAAAGAGCGCACCAAGACGCCCGUUUAUUGGGAGGGCAAGGCCAUUGAGGUGCGUCGCUGCUCAUGGUUCUAUAAGGGCGUGGAUGGUAAAUAUGUGCCCUAUGCGGAGCAAACUGCAGAAGCACUUGAAAUAGAGUAUAGACGUGCCACCGAAACAAACGAAUGGCAUAAGAAGAUACCACUGGGCAAUGGUGAACAGGUCACCAUGCAUGGACCCAGCGUAAUUGUCCACUUCAUGCCACCAACGACCGCCGAUACGUGGGGAGGCACCGUGCAAGGCACAACACGGCCGCUGGUCGUCAAGCGUGACUUGAAUGACUUUAAGAUACAGCAGGGCGAAUCUCAGCGUGUGGAUCACUUGCUAUUCAUGGUGCAUGGCAUCGGCUCUGCUUGUGACCUGAAGAUGCGCAAUGUCGAGGAAGUCGUGGAUGAUUUCCGCUACAUUGCCCAGCAGCUGGUGCAGUCCCACUACAAGAACUCUACAGACAUGGGCCUAGUGGGUCGCGUCGAAGUGCUACCUAUUGAAUGGCAUGGCCACUUGCACUCUGAGGAGCUUGGCAUUGAUGAGAAACUAAAGUCCAUUACCCUAGAGUCCAUACCACGAUUGCGCAACUUUACAAACGACACGUUGCUGGAUGUGCUCUUCUAUACCAGUCCCAAGUACUGUCAGAAGAUCAUGAACACGGUGGCUGAUGCUUUGAAUGAGGUUUAUCUAAAGUACCGAAUGCGACAUCCUGAAUUCAAUGGCGGUGUCUCGCUUGCUGGUCACAGUCUCGGCUCGUUAAUACUCUUUGAUCUGCUGUGUCACCAGGAGCCGCUCAAGGAGAGCGAAGAGGAAAAUAUGGAAAAUCCCGAUCAACUACCACAAAAGAAGGGCCCUGAAUCGAAAAAUGUACAACUUCCCAACAAUGAUGAAAUGAUGCCCAAGCAGGUCAGCUACGCCAUGGGCAUUGGACCAGCUGGCACUGGCCAGCCGGUGAUCAACUAUACGCAGCUGAUUUUCCAUCCCAAGAAGUUCUUUGCCCUGGGCUCGCCCAUUGGCAUGUUUGUGACCAUACGUGGCAUCGAUAAGCUUGGCCUCGACUUUCGGCUACCCACGUGUGCGGGCUUUUAUAAUAUAUUCCAUCCGUUCGAUCCGGUUGCGUAUCGCAUUGAAGCUCUAGUCAAUCCGGAUAUGAAGGGCAUUCGUCCCGUGUUGAUUCCACAUCAUAAGGGACGCAAGCGCAUGCACCUUGAGCUGAAGGAGACAAUGACACGUGUGGGAGCGGACAUCAAGCAACGAUUCAUGGAUACGUUCAAGACAACACUAGAUAGCGUCAAUUUCUUAGCCACAGUGACCAGGGUCAAGAAGGAGGCCGAAGAGACGCUGGAAAAGGAGGUGACCGCAAGUACUUCGCAGCUCUUCAAUAAGCAAGCUGAGGAAACCGAUGAUAUGUCAACAGCGACUACUUCAACAAAUGCGCGUAAUCGUACCGACUCCGAGUCGACGACAGCGUCAGAUCCUGAAUUCAUUGAGCUCGAUUUUCCACUGGGUAAAUUGAAUGACUCGAAACGGGUGGACUACGUGUUGCAGGAGGCACCACUUGAGUUCAUCAACGAGUAUAUUUUUGCACUCAGUAGCCACGUUUGCUAUUGGGGAUCUGAGGACACCAUAUUGUUUGUGAUGAAGGAAAUCUAUACUGGCUUGGGCAUAAGCACCGAUAGCCAAGUACCACAGCAAACUAUGACCAUAGAAAGGCCCAGCUCACGAUCAAGCAGUGCCGGUCCGUCGCUGUUGCCGAUGUGAGUUGACAUUUGGACACACUGUUGUAGACCGUUUCCGUUUUUUACUACCUAUUAUUACAAAUACUUAGAGACAAUUUAUUUAACUAUGUUAUUUGUUAGCAAAAUCAUACAAAGAAUUUUUAACAUGUGCAACUCUAACUUGGUUAA